UUUAUUUCAGUUCUCUCUUGACUGUCUCUAUAACCAGUUGAACCCUCCAAAAUUUUAAAAUAAACUAUGGAUUUAUAUCAUAUUGUGGAUUCUCCCCCUUGUUGGAGUGUUAGAAUAACUGCUGCUGCUCUCAAUGUCAAACUCAACUUGAAGGAAAUGGAUUUACUCGAGAAAAAGAAUCAUCUUUCUCCAGAAUUCACUAAACUUAACCCACAACAAACAGUUCCUACGCUUGUGGUAGAAAAAGACUUUAUAAUGGCAGAAUCGCGUGCAACUAUUGCUUAUCUCGCUGAUAAGUAUGGGAAAGAUGAUUCGUUGUACCCGAAGGAUCUUAAGACCAGAGCAAUCGUCAAUCAGAGAUUAUUUUUUGAUAUCGGGACACUAUAUGACAAAAUCUUGUAUUAUUACUUUGCUAAAUUUUUCAACAAGCAGCCGGAUCCACAAGAUUUGAAAAGAUUUGAAAAGGCUCUUGGCGUCCUGAACACAUUUUUGGAAGGGAACAAUUAUGUUGCAGGAACCAAAACAUUUACGAUCGCUGACAUUUCUCUUUAUUCGUCUUUAAAAUGUGUCACUGUUUUUAAUUUUGAUUUCUCUCCUUAUCCAAACGUAAAGAAAUGGUUGAAGUUGAUGGAUGAAAAAGCACCAGCUAAAGAAGUCAUCACUGAAGGACUCAAAGAAUUAAAAGCACUACUUGAAACGUACAAUGCCUAAGCAUAAAAUACUUUCAAUUGACGAUGCUUUUUAUAAAUAAAUACAAAAAACUGUAAUGUUUCGUAGAUUGAAAAAUAAACAAAUUAACUUUGAAAAUAUA
Molecule: messenger RNA, 811 nt
Organism: Clunio marinus
Lineage: Eukaryota; Metazoa; Arthropoda; Insecta; Diptera; Chironomidae
Source: the annotation of a GenBank genome assembly